This is a messenger RNA of Syngnathus acus (greater pipefish), 6577 nucleotides long. It is a transcript of the gene brwd3, whose product is annotated as bromodomain and WD repeat domain containing 3. The transcript is spliced from 40 exons. Gene Ontology annotation, molecular function: protein binding. Gene Ontology annotation, biological process: cytoskeleton organization; regulation of cell shape; regulation of transcription by RNA polymerase II. The record is from RefSeq and is a predicted model, not a curated record. Gene Ontology annotation, cellular component: nucleus. NCBI's taxonomy places the organism in Eukaryota, Metazoa, Chordata, Actinopteri, Syngnathiformes, Syngnathidae. Bases 157 to 5460 code for a protein of 1767 amino acids.
CAAAGGCCCGGGUGCUGGCUCAGGGAGCAACUUGAAAGAGGCCACUCACUACCGUUAGCCUCUUUAGCUACACACUACAAGCUACUAGCUAGCCCGGCGGCUAAUUAGCGAUCCAAAACAUCAGUUAAUUUUAAUGCCGCCUGCCCCCUUCGAGCCAUGGCAGGAACACAGUUUUCACAGGCGGAAUGCGAAUUGUAUUACCUCAUUGCCAGAUUUCUGCAAUCUGGACCUUGUCAAAAAUCAGCCAAGAUUCUGGUCGAAGAGCUGGAGGAGUAUGAGUUGAUCCCACAACGAUGGACUUGGGACGGAAAUAAAUAUAAACGGACCUUCCAAGAUUGGAUGAUUUUGAAUGAGCACAUUCCUUCAGACUAUCUACUGCGUGUUUGUAAGCGGAUAGGCCCACUCAUAGAGAAGGAGAUCCCACCAAGUGUUCCUGGUGUCCAAACGCUUCUGGGCCUGGGAAGACAGUCUUUGCUUCGUACCACCAAAAGUUGCAGUCACAAAGUAUGCAGUGGCUCAUCUGUUGCUGCGCUUCACAGAGGACGUCCACCAGAACCCCCAGUCAACAAUGGAUAUUCCACCAAUGUUGUAUCCACCAUGGAUGCUCGGCAAACCACUGGCACAGUUCGUUUUGGACAGGUGCUGCCAUCUUUCACUUACCAACACAUGAGGAUACACAAACGUAUCUUGGGCCACCUAUCUGCAGUCUACUGCGUAGCCUUUGAUCGUACCGGUCGACGAAUUUUUACAGGUUCAGAUGACUGCCUUGUGAAAAUCUGGGCGACAGAUGAUGGCCGGCUCCUGGCAACGCUUCGUGGCCACGCAGCUGAGAUCUGCGAUAUGGCCGUCAACUACGAGAACUCUCUCCUUGCCUCGGCAAGCUGUGACAAAAUCAUCAGAGUGUGGUGCUUGCGAACCUGUGCGCCAAUCACUGUGCUGCAAGCGCACGCUGCCUCAAUCACAUCGAUUCAGUUCUGCCCUUCAGCCAGGGGUGCGACGCGCUUCCUGUCCUCUACAGGUGCUGAUGGCAUGGUGUGUUUCUGGAAGUGGCACUCUGUCAGCAUGAAAUUUGAUGAGCAGCCAGUUAAAUUUGUCGAGCGGUCACGUCCAGGGGUGCAGGUCUCUAGUUCUUCCUUCAGUGGUGGUGGAAUGUUCAUGGCUACGGGUGGAAGCGAUCACAUGGUCAGGGUUUACUACCUUGGUGCUGAGACCCCCAUGAAAGUCUCGGAGUUGGACGCUCACACGGAUAAAGUUAUGGUAGUCCAGUUUUGCAAUAAUGGUGACAGCCUCAGGUUCGUGAGUGGAAGUCGUGAUGGCACAGCAAGGAUUUGGCAUUACCAACAACAAGAGUGGAAGAGCAUCGCUUUAGACAUGGCUGCCAAGCUUCCAGGGAGCUCUGUCGUCAAUGGAGAUGACAAAACCAAGCUGAUUGUGACCAUGGUAGCUUGGGACCGCGCUGAUCACACCGUCAUCACAGCCGUGUCAAACUAUCAGCUUAAAGUGUGGAAUGCAACUUCCGGAGAGCUGCUUCAUGUUUUAUGUGGUCAUGACGAUGAGGUGUUUGUGCUGGAGGCGCAUCCAUUUGACCCGCGCAUCAUGUUGUCAGCCGGCCACGAUGGCAAUGUUUACAUUUGGGAUUUGAGCAAGGGAUUGAAGAUUCGCAAUUUCUUCAACAUGAUUGAAGGUCAAGGUCAUGGGGCUAUUUAUGACUGCAAGUUCUCAUCUGAUGGUCAGAAUUUUGCCUGCACUGACUCACAUGGCCAUUUGCUUAUCUUUGGCUUCGGUUGCAGCACACCGUAUGAGAAGAUUCCUGACCAGAUGUUCUUCCACACGGAUUACCGGCCUCUUAUCCGAGACGCAAACAACUACGUCCUGGAUGAGCAGACGCAGCAAGCCCCCCACCUUAUGCCUCCACCUUUCCUAGUGGAUGUCGACGGAAAUCCACACCCUACGUGCGAUCAGCGCCUGGUACCGGGAAGAGAAAACUGCAAAGACGAUCAGCUAAUACCUCAACUUGGAUACAUGACUAACAAUGAAGGCGAAUUGGUCGAGCAAGUUCUUGGCCAGCAAAAUGCAGAAAAUGGAGAAAACAUUCUGGAUAACCUCAUCAGGCAGUUGCAGGAUGAUCAUCAGAAUGCAGAACCCCAGGCCGAUGAAACAGAAGGUGAUGAUGUGGAGGUGGUAGACUCUUCUCCAGAUGUGGGUGCUCGCAGGAGUGGGCAGGUGGACGGCGUGUGGCAAAUGCAGCAUAAUGUCCUGCGCAGUCAAGUGGCCACCGAGAGAGACUUGUUGGCCUGGAGCCGCAGAGUCGUGGUCAAUGAAUUGCCACAAGGAAUAUUUAUUGUUAUGGAGGAAAGCAGGCAAGCCAAGAGUGAACGGGAAUGUUUUCUAUACAAUGCGGAAAGGAGAAAGAAAGCAAUGACAUGUCCACCCAAGACAGAGCCCCUGAACACACGCUUGCGCUCCUUACGGCCGACCAAGAAAAAACAGCAGCGGCAUACUUAUGAAACACGCUCAGCUCAAGUACGCCGUCCACGGAACCGGAGUGGUCCCGAACGUACUUCUGGCAGCCCUGCGGACUCUGACAGUGAAAAAGAACAGGGAGCAGAGCAUGGGGAGGCCAGCAGUGUGUCAUCUGAAAGUGAAGCACAGUGGCAGAGUGAGAGCAGCUCCAGUGAUUCCUCCAGUGAGUACUCUGAUUGGACUGCCGAUGCUGGGAUUAACCUCCAGCCCCCUAAGCGAUCAACCAGGAGGCUCCUCCACCCCUCGGGUUACAGCAGCUCCGAGGAGGAGGAGGAAGGUAAUGAGAAUGCAAAGGAGGAAAAGAAAAGGGAAAGCAAAGAGAAGAAGAAAAAACCCAAAGAGACCAAACAGAAACCCCCAACCUCUCUGGGAGGACUUGAUGCAUUGGCGUGGAUGCCACCCUCAUGGAUAAUGGAGACCAUCCCACAUCGCUCACCAUUUGUUCCACAAAUGGGAGAUGAGCUCAUCUACUUCAAACAGGGCCACCAGGCCUAUGUUCGGGCGGUCCGUAGGGCCAAAGCCUACAGUAUCAACCCUCAGAAACAACCAUGGAACAAACUCCAACUCAGGGACCAGGAAUCUGUGAAGGUCGUCGGAAUUAAAUAUGAAGUGGGACCGCCGACUCUCUGCUGCCUCAAACUGGCUUUCUUAGACCCAGUUUCAGGAAAGAUGACUAAUGACUCAUUCUCCCUAAAAUACCACGACAUGCCUGAUGUCAUAGAUUUCCUUGUACUACAGCAGUUCUACAAUGAGGCCAAAGAUCACAACUGGCAGCCAGGCAUGAGAUUCCGCAGCAUCAUCGAUGACGCUUGGUGGUUUGGCUUGGUGGAGGACCAGGAGCCUUUGCAGUUGGAUUAUCCAGACAGCCUGUUUCAGUGUUUUGCAGUCAAGUGGGACAAUGGUGAGCAGGAGAAAUUGAGUCCUUGGGACAUGGAACCUAUUCCCGAGGAAGCUUUAUUACCCGACCAGGUGGGUGGCGGCGUGGAGGUGGCAGAGGAGGAGCUCGAAGCGCUGCUUUACAAGCCUCAGGAAGGAGAGUGGGGGGCGCAUACACGGGAUGAAGAGUGCACCAGAAUCAUCCAUGGCAUUAAUCAGCUGCUUACACUUGAUGUAGCUAAGCCCUUUGCUUCGCCUGUAAACCUUGAAGAGUACCCUCUGUACUGCACUGUGGUGGCCUACCCCACGGACUUCAGCACAAUCCACAAACGCCUGGAGAACCAUUUCUACAGGCGGAUCUCUGCUCUAAUGUGGGAGGUACGCUACAUUGAACACAACGCCCGCACGUUCAACGAACCCCAGAGCCCAAUUGUCGCUGCGGCCAAAGUGGUGACAGACGUUCUUCUCCACUUCAUCGGAGACCAAAGCUGUACAGAUAUUUUGAACCUUUAUCAUAGACUGAAAUCUGAGCUCAGCAGUGGAGAAGACGAGACAAGAGAGGUGGAUGUGGACUCAGACACUCCGGGGACAUCUUCAGGACAUUGGGAAAGUAACUCAAACAAGCGCGGGGUGGUCUUGGACGUCAGAGCAUGGCGAGGCCAAUGUCGAGAGCUGCUGCGUAAAAUGAUCUCCUCCCAUGAUUCUCAGCCGUUCAGGCAACCGGUUGAUCUCUUUGAGUAUCCGGACUAUCGAGACAUCAUUGACACACCCAUGGAUCUGGGUACUGUGUCAGAGACGCUGAUCGCCGGGAAUUAUGAGAACCCAAUGGAGUUCGCCAAAGAUGUCCGCCUCAUUUUUAGCAACUCCAAAGCGUACACACCAAACAAGAAAUCCCAGAUCUACACAAUGACACUCAGCUUGUUGGCCUUUUUUGAAAAGAGCAUCAUCUCCAUCAUCUCUGAUCACAAGUCAGCCAUUCAGAAUGAACGGCGGGCUCGUCAAAGAGAGACUUAUAGGAAUCAGUUGCACAACGGAGGUAGCUCGCCAACGAUGAGCUCUAAAAAGAAGCACAAGUCCGAUACGGCGUCACACUCCAAAAAAUCCAAGACCUCAAUGAAGAAUCGCUCUCAGAGACCACAUAGAGCUCAACAAAGCAGAAAUGUAGCACAGCAAGAGGAAGAGGAAGAGGAGGAGGAGGAUUGCGAUGUUCAGCCUUCCUCUCCAAGUUCAGGGACAAGCAGCGACAACGGAAACCAACAGCUGCACCGAACCAAGCGCAACCAAGCAACUCCGACCAGGAAGUCAGGACUCCAGCUGCAGCCGAGACGCGUCUCCAAGCCGCAGCAUGGCACGGCCGUAGCUCAGACUGACGACGAGUCCAACAGUUCCUCGUCCGAGUCGUCUUCCACGUCGUCGCCGUCGUCUUCCUCCUCCUCCUCUUCAUCCGACAGUGAGAGCAGCUCGGACUGCGAGGCGGAGAACUACGUGGAAGGCGGCGAUCACGACUACAGCAAAGCACCCAGUCUGUCGCUGCGGAUCUCUUUGAAGGACAAGACGGUCACCUCAGGGAAGCGGAAAUUUAAAGCAGGAGAGGACAUAAUGAAGGGUGCUAAGAAAGCACGGGUGCAGCAGCCUGAGGAGGAGGAGGAGGAGGAGGAAGAAGAAGAAGAGGAGGAGGAGGAGGAAGAAGAUGAUGAGGAGGAGGAGGGGCAGCAGCAAAUAGCAGGAAAUAUAAGUCAUGGGGUACAGGAAGACGAGGAAGAAGAGGAGGAGCUGGAAGAGGAGGAAGCAGAUGAAGAGGGGGAAGAUGAUAGCACGUCAACAACAGCGUCGUUUGAAGCCGCUGCCAAAGGCUCAGCAAGCAGCCCGUACAACAAGCCUCAUCAGGUGAACACUCGCCGGCAAGGCCGCAGGACAGUCACGUACCGGGACGAGUCGGAAGACGACGCUCAAAGCUCCAAGGAUGACGACCCCCUCAACCUGGGCAGGUCGCGUUCGGGACGGGUGCGCCGCAUGACUGAGAAAGCCCGCGUCAGCCACCUCAUGGGCUGGGGCCACUGAACCUCAAGAACACUAGCAACUACACUGCAGGGAUUUUUUUUUCUUUCUCUUUUGUACAGGUGUGUAAAUAAUAAAUAUAUAGUAUGUAUAAAUAACCGACGGUGUUUGGGGGGGGUUUCUCACUUUUUACGAUGGUGCUACCAAUAUGUCGCCAUGGGGUUUUUGUCACCCCGGCCAAUCGCUGCUGGUCAUCUUGGCCCUUCUCCUUACCUGCGACUCAUCACCUCGGCCUUACCACUCCUCUUCAUCUCCUCCUCAUCACGCCUUCAACACUCGUCCUCCCUGCUGCUUGUCUCGUCACUGGCCACCAAAGAAAAGAAGGAAGCAGGGAUGUGAAAACAUGGUGCUCGUUUCUUCCCAGUCCCUCCUGCCGUCUGGAUAACCUUUUAACUAGCUGGUUGUUUUUCUUGACCUUUCAUGAAACCAGAGAGAAUGAUUCAGUCAUCCAGCUGCCUCACGAUUUCCGCAAACUGUACAUAAGACGUCUUCCCUUCCUUCCCUUUAAUGACAUUGUGUUUUUUUUUUUUUAAGUUUGUUUUUAAUAUGCAUCUUAUUGUUCCUAGAUAGAUGCCGUUAUGAAGGCUGACUUUGUAUCCCAACCAUCUUUCACGGUGAUAGUUUUUGAUUCUAUUUGACUUUGGUUGCUGUGUCAUGCAUUGAGGAACAUGACAUAUUUUGCACAGUUUAUCUUCUCCAUGUGGCAGCUUAGCAAUGAUGAUAAUAGAGAAAGGUAAUAGGUUGAAAAUUGUGUACGAAUUGCUUGAGCACCCUAUUUCUCAUCUUUUGGGUAUGUAGCUAAUAAUUAGUUCUUAUUUGUCUAACUGGAUUUGCAAUGUGUCCACUGUUUACGUUGUGCCAUCAUGCGGUGGGAAAUCAAAUCAGACAACUCUGAACAAGUUUUUUUUUUUUCCUUUUACGGAGAACAUAAUUGGGUACUGUAAGCAGAAGCAUUAAUCCGUGUGAACAAAAUGAUUAUCUUUAACAUCUGAUCUCUUAAGCAUCAAAACAGUCGAUGUGUAUCAUUCUACCGUGGGUGGAAGAACUAAACUUUGUGAAUUUUUUUUUUUUAUACACAUUGUUCAAAUUUUUUCUAAUUAAAGUGAAAAACAUAUUACAA